Messenger RNA from Caenorhabditis elegans, 514 nucleotides. RefSeq lists its product as uncharacterized. The record is from RefSeq and is marked reviewed. Bases 1 to 402 code for a protein of 133 amino acids. The transcript has 3 exons. NCBI's taxonomy places the organism in Eukaryota, Metazoa, Nematoda, Chromadorea, Rhabditida, Rhabditidae.
AUGGGGUGGAUCAUUUCAUUUCAUCUCUUCAAAUCAAAAAAAAAAUAUAAAAAGUGUGAAAACAGUCCAGAAAGUAAUAAGAAUCCUAAAAAGAUGUCUACUUCUUCCAACUCCUUCCUUAUCACUGUUAUCGCAUUCUUCGUCAUGAUUAAUGUAGUUGUUACACUUCCGCUCAUUGGAAUUCGAGAUGAUCUCUCAACCGAAUUCGUUGGUAUUGGCCUCCGUGACGAUGUGGCACUUCCCAUACAAAAGCGCCGAGUUUCUCAAGAAUCCCAAUUCUGUGCUACACAUCGAGAAUCAUAUGAUACCUACUGCAACAACUUUUGGACAGAUCGUCCACAACGACUUCAAACCGCUUUGUUCACAUUUUGCCCUGGAUAUGAAAACAAAUGCCUUCACUAAUUACUAUUUUACAUUUUUAUUCUUAACACGCAUGACUGCCUGAAAAUCUCAGUUUCAACAAUGGAAAACAUAUUUUACGGUUACAAAAACAAAUAAAUGUUAUAGAGCUCUA